UAAUUAUUUUUCAAUAGUACUUUUUGUUAAGCAGUUUCAAUUUAUAUUAAAUCGAGUUAAUUAUCUUUGUUCGUUUGCUGUUUUCGUGAUUUGCUUGAGCUAAGCAAAGUGACGACGCCGUUUGUCGACCGAAUCGACAACGACAACGACGCUAUGCGACCGCAUUUCCUCUUUGGACGAACAUAAAAACAAAAGACAAAGUGCACUACUUGGAGUUCACCUGGCCAACUGUUGUGGACGCCAAUUAGCCUUAGAUGCUCAGGUUGCAUGUACAGCAUUACUACAUUACUUGGUAAACAUUGCAGUGACGGCAGCAUAAAAUUUAAGGCAGGGCAAGGCAACCAAGACGGCGUCUAUUGGAUAAAAGCCCGCACCGCAACCACCGCCAACUAUAAAUGAAAAGCAACAGCAGCAGCAACAACAACAACCACAUCAACAUCAACAGGAGCAAGGAGAAGAAGUCCUGGCGAUGCAAUUGAAAGCGCCAAAGGGCAGGAAUAUGGCCAGUUUGAAAGAUGAGGAACUGGCAGCGAAUAAUCGACAAAACAAUAAUAAUAAUAAUAAUAAUAACAGCAAUUGUAGUUCAAGUAACAAUGCCAGCACUAGCACCAACAACAACAACAAUAAUAGCAACAACAAUAAUAAUAAUAAUAAUAUAAAUGAGGAUGCGAGCAGCAAGCGAGAAUCGUUGGAGGCACGUAAACAGAAUCUGGAGCAGCGUUUAAGCGAAAAGAGUUGGCUGCUGCAGCAGAUCCAGAAGCAGGAGACGGCGACAAUCCAUGGCAACUACGAGCACCUGACCAUCAAUGAGUUCUUUGCCCAGCUGGCCCAGCAAUACAAGCAUGAGCAACAGCUGCAGGCUCUGUCCAAGGACAACAACGCCUUGCUGCGUCGCAAACAGAGCACCAACAGUCGCGGCGACAGUCAGAGUCACAACAACAUCAACAACAACAAUAAUCGGCACUCUGAGACGCAUUCGAAUCGCAGCUCGGAGUACGAUAAUUAUCAGCCAGUUGGCGCUGUUGGGGACAUGUUGGUCAUAGGCGUGGCACAACAACAGUCGCAACAGCAUCCGCAUGUCAAGAGUGCACUGAAAAAGCGACCAACUCCCACACCCACCUUGCAGUAUGUGACGCAGACACAACAACGACAGCAGCAGCAACAGCAGCAUCAACAGAUGCCACAACAGCAACAUAUCAUGCUGCAGCAGCAACUCCAUCAUAUGGAGGCAUAUGCCUAUCAGCAGCAGCAGCAACAACAACGCGCCCAACCUGAUGUCAUAUCCAUGUAUUCGGCCAACUCAUCGAAUGUUGCAACACUGCGCCAACAACACGUGGCACCGCAGCAACAACCCAUCAUUGUGCAGUGCGACAAGUAUUAUCUGUCGCCCACGCAUCAGAGCUAUAACGAGGGGGGAUUUAUAAAGUCGAGUCAAAACAUUAAAAAGUAUGUGUCGCCCCUCGCUUCCCCAAGCGCCAUUAGCUACGAGCAGUCGUCGCUGCAGCACCAGCAGCAUCAGCGCCAACUGGAUGCCAUCUCAUUGGCGCCCAGUUACAUGUCUGUCGAGGUGGAGAGUGUGCAACAGCAGCAGUAUCGUUGGCGCUCUCAAUCCCACAUUGCAGCACUGACGCCACCGCAUCCGCACCAGAAUCCCAUUCAGAGCAUGACCGCUGCCAUGUCCGCUGAGGCAAAGUCGCAUUCCAGCGACAUGCUGGCAGCUCCCUUGCCCCGUUACAACCUUAAACCGAAGCCCCUCGACGAGAUAUCGUUGUGCUCGACGUCCGUUGAGAAGAAGCCCAAGCCCAAACAGUGGCUGGAGUCGUCGCUCGAUGGACCUGCUGUUGUGCGCCAGAUUGAAUCUACAGCUCACAGUCCUGUCAGCAGCAGUGGCAGCAGCGUCGCUGCCGCCGCCGGCAUCGCCCCCAAACCGCGAACCAAGCUCUCCUCACAGUCGAUGUCAGUGUCGGGUCGUCACUAUUCGAUGUCCGCUCAACGGAGUGCGCACAACUAUGCACCUGCUGGCUAUGCGGUUCCUGGUAGCUCGAAGGCUCUCCAGCAUGCAGAUGAACGGUUUGCCAAGCUUAGUCAGUCCACCUCGUAUCUGAAUGCUAUGGAACAGACGGUGGGCAUAUCGGCUUCGUAUCCACUCGAACCGCUUGAUAUUCCGCCAUUUAGGCAUCUGCCACCCAAACCCAACCACAAUCAACAGCCGACGCCGCCACCGAGGCCACCACCAGUCGGCAACAGCAACAACAACAACAACAACAUUAGCAACAAUAGUCCGAAUAUUAACAACAACAACAACAUGUUGCAGAAUGCUCUGGUGUCGCCACCGCUGGCAGUUGCCACAGCCCCAGCCGCAGCUAGCCUGUCGCCCGACAUUCGCAUUGAAUCGCCUAAGAACAUGACCGUCGUGCAGCAGGCAACCUUCCAGCCCUACAAGGAGGUCACAAAGCCCUUUGAAAUGUCCGAUUUCUAUAAAUACUCAACAAAGUUCAAGCAGAAAGAAGGCGGCCGACCUGAAUGACAGCAACUUUUCUUUUCUUUCUUACUUUAUUUUUUUUUAGUAUAUUUUAUGGUAUUGACUAACCAUAUUUAUGAUAUUGUAUUUGACCAACGAGAGUUGAUCUACCAUUAUGAAAUUGGUAAACUUUCUCGCAGGUAUACAUUUGUGAUUAACGCACAUAUUUGUAUGGAUUAUAGGAAUUCAAACUCUAAUCGAUAUAUAACAAAACAAACUAUUUUUUGUACGCUCAACGGAAUGAAUUAAUUGUAAUAAGAAAUUGAAACGAACUGCCAAAAUUGGUAAUUGAUAUGCCACAAAUUGUACAUUGACAUUAUGCCUUCGCGAUACGCCUUUCCAAUUUAUUAAAGUAUAUUUACUGAUAUUGCAUUUACAAAUUGCACUAAAUGGGACGAUUUUAGAUAAACUUAUUGUUAAUAGUGUACCAAACAGAUUGUACACUAACUUGAAUAAUUGUAUACAUAUGAGCUUGUUUUACAGUAUAAGAAA
Drosophila innubila is the source of this 3013-nucleotide messenger RNA. RefSeq names its product bromodomain-containing protein DDB_G0280777 (gene sstn). The record is from RefSeq and is a predicted model, not a curated record. NCBI's taxonomy places the organism in Eukaryota, Metazoa, Arthropoda, Insecta, Diptera, Drosophilidae. The transcript is spliced from 2 exons. The coding region runs from base 470 to 2527 and encodes 685 amino acids.